This is a messenger RNA of Clonostachys rhizophaga, 2583 nucleotides long. The record is from the annotation of a GenBank genome assembly. Lineage: Eukaryota; Fungi; Ascomycota; Sordariomycetes; Hypocreales; Bionectriaceae.
AUGUCUCUACAGUCCCUUCCCUUCGAGAUCUUGACACAAAUAAUUCAACCGCUUAUCCCAUCUAAUCGGAGUAGUUUGAGCACGGAUUCCAAAACCGGUGUUUUGAAGCUUCGCACUGUCUGCCGAAGCUUUGACCAUGUGGUAUCGCGAUGCGCGCUCCGAAAGCUGGGGGCAAUUGCUAUGCUAAGCCAGACAGAAUUGAAACUAUUCUCUGGCUUCUACUCACCAAGGCCAAAAUGGAAUGUUCCACCCAAGGGAGCCCUUUUGAAUUUAUUUAUCUAUGUGCCUCUUUUAUGGCUCGUCAAACACGCUGGGGUUUCUUCGAGUGUCCGAAGAGACUGGGAGUGGUUGGGUACCGUUUGCGAGGCUAUUGUUGCCUCUCACGACACGCAGUGGGUGCUCAACCUCCUGGUUGGGGAUUCAAGUAUGUUUCCGGGGCCAGAAGCUUGGGAAUUCCAUCAUGGACUCAGCUUCAAAGAAGCGAGAGAGUCUCAAGUCGAUGGAGAAACGAUCACGGCUGCUCAGUCAACCGUGGCAUUAUCUCUCGCUUCAUUCCGAGGCGACGAGGAGGGGGUGACUAUGCUUCUUUCCAGCGGAGGAACCCCCGACAUGUGCCAUUUUUUAUUUGCCAAGCCCUUGUAUAACGCGGCAUACAACAAUCAUGUUCAUAUUAUGAAGUUGCUGGUAAAGCACGGUGGCAGCCUCCAAACAAGUGGGCAAUUCGGCACUCUCAUUGAAGUCGCUUGUCGGCAAGGCCACAUUGAAACCCUUCGAUAUCUCCUGGACACUAUUCCCAUACGAGAGUCAAAAUGUUCCCUUAGUAAAGUCUUGCUGCUUGCUUGUAGGAAUGGACAUGAAGAAGUCGUUCGCGUUCUUCUCCAAUGGGUCGAUAGCAUGAAUGCAGUGGACCAAACUUGGAGGGAGCUCGGCAGCCAUCUCGGAUUCAAAAUGAUUGGGGCGCGGCCCCAGAUUGACUUGAACUGCUCAAUCAUGAAUGAGGGAACACCCUUGGCAGCCGCCGUUGCAAAUGGGAAUGAAGCGAUAGUUCGCAGGUUGGUGGCUCGUGAUGACGUGCAACAGCAUUUUGGAAGAAGCAGAUUCUGCCCAGUCUGGCUUGCCGUUAAACAGGACAAUGCAUCAAUUGUCGGCCAUCUUUUGGAUCGCUAUCAACUAGAGCCUAACUUCAUCAUUAAGCGAGACAUGACGUUGCUUUGUGCAGCAGCAGGCCUGGGAAGUGCGGCAGUUGUCCGGAUGCUUCUUCAACGAAGGGACAUCGAUCCCAACUUCCGAGCGCAAGAAAGUCAUACGACCCCGUUAUCAUUAGCAGUGCUUAGGGGACAUAGCGAGGUCGUUGGAUUACUAUUGGAGCGAGAGGAUAUUGACCCGAAUAUUCCAGCACGGGACUGGAGGCCAUUGGAAAGAGCUGUGCAUAAGGGGCAUGAAGCCAUUGUAAGACUCCUCCUCAUGCGGCAAGAUCUCAAUCCGAACCUCCAUGAAACUCCCUUCACACCGUUAGGGGCUGCGGCGAGGCUAGGCAUGAAAAAUAUCGUACGGAUGCUUCUGGAGCGGCCUGACACGAAUCCAAAUCUUGGACACCCUGACUCUGGUCACACUCCCCUGAGACUUGCCAUCAUCCGCCACUGGCCACAUGUUGUGAGGGAGCUCCUCCAACGAAAGGAUGUCGAUCCAAAUCAAACAGGAAUACAUGCAUACAUUGUAAUAGAACCGCCCCUACAACGUGAAUUAGAACAGCCUCCAUUUGCUCCUGUCAUAUAUGCUAUUUCGGUCGGAUCAACGGAUGGACUGCGACAACUACUAUCUCAUGAGAACAUAAAUGCCAAUGAGCAUCACGAAGGCCAGACUCCACUGAUUAUGGCAGUCCAAAGCAGACUGACCGACAUGGUUCGUGUUCUUCUGGAGCAUCCAAACAUUGACGUAAAUAAAGCAGCCACAUGUGAAUCGUACCAUGACGAGGUUCACAUUAGGACGGCUGAAAGCACGACCUGGUCGUACACGCCAACCUUAGUUCAGGCAGGCGGCCCUGGCCCAACGCCUCUGUUCAUCGCCUGUAGAAAAGGCUACCUCGAGGUUGUCAGUCUUCUUAUCGAACACCCAAGGAUCAACUUGAAAAUGAGCGAUGAUAGGUCUCGGACUGCGCUUUGGUGGGCGGCGUGGGGAGGGAACCCGGAAGUGUUCACGCUACUUCAAAAAAACUGUGGUGAAUACAUCAAUACCUCCGACUUUGAAGGCUGGACGGCGCUGCAUGUCGCAGUAAAUUGGGGUCAUGGUGUGAUUUUUGAUAUCCUGAUGGGCUGCGCGGAGCUUGACCCAAACGCCGUCAACCAAGAUGGCUGGACUGCUCUUCAUCUCGCCGUUGACCGUGGUAGAGAGGCCAUAGUGUUGAAACUUCUCAAACAUCCCAGGAUUGAUAUAACAUGUAGGAAUUCAGACGGGCAGACGCCAAUGGAUUUGGCCCGCUGGAGAGGGUAUGAGAGGCUGGCUGAUCUCGUCCACAACCGAGGCCGGCGUCUUGGGCGUGCGCGUGUAACGACCAAACUAUUCUUCUCGAAAUAUUCGAGAUAG